Zingiber officinale is the source of this 690-nucleotide messenger RNA. RefSeq lists its product as uncharacterized. Bases 1 to 690 code for a protein of 229 amino acids. The record is from RefSeq and is a predicted model, not a curated record. Lineage: Eukaryota; Viridiplantae; Streptophyta; Magnoliopsida; Zingiberales; Zingiberaceae. The transcript is spliced from 5 exons.
AUGCCGCCGCCGCUGAAGAUUCAAAAGUUUGGCAUCCGGCCGACAUCAUCAUCUCGGCCAUCCAACGGCGCUGAAUCUCGAGCCCUCGAGCACCAGAUAAUCAUUCAAGGGGCGCUCGCACAGAUAUGGGCGGACGCCCGAGCCCAUGCAACGAUCAUGCCUCCGGGAGCACUUGCGGAUAGCCAUACCCAGAUGUCUACUGGGCACGAAGUUAAGCAGCUGCGUGCGCCGAGUGACCAAUCAUCUGCUUCUCGGGCGCAACUGGAGCAAAUGAAUAUUGAGAUGUCGCAACUAAGGGUCAAUCUGGCUAAGAGGGUCGAGAUGCUGGAGAUGGAGAAAGGAUUGGAGAUGAUUUGCGCUCCACGACCGCUCGAGUCGUCUCCUAUUUUUGUCUUCCAACCGUCGCCGCUCACCGGCCGCCGCCGGUCGCAGGCCCCCGGCCACCACCGGUUGCCGUCGGCCGCCGCUGCCGGUCGCCGGUCGUCGGCCGCCGCUGCCGGUCGCCGGUCGUCGGCCGCCGCCGCCGGUCACCGGUCGUCGGCCGCUGUCGCCGGUCAGCGGGUGCUGUCGCCGGUCGCCAGUCGGCGCCCGCCGCCGCCCUCCGCCGCCAGUCGUCACCGGUCGCCGGCCGGCCGGCCGACAUCGGUCACCGAACACAAGCUCCGACAGAGGUGCGGCGGCCGUCGAUAG